AUGGCAAGGGUACGACCCAAGGGGAGGAAUGCUCACAAAUCAGAGGAAAAUCAACAAUUGAAGGACAUAGAGGAUAGACAAAAAGGGGUGUAUUCGACGAUUGAAACUGGAGAGGGAGCUAGAUCUGUGAAGCACUUGGAAUCUGGUGAACAAGAUACAACCUUCAAAGAUCGAUUGGGAAUAAAUCCCUCAAGAAAGCUUGAGUGGCCAGAGGAGAAACCGAAGGAAGCGACAACUACAAACACUGCCUGGGCUAAUUUUGAUGCCAGCAAAAUGAAGAAGCCAGUGUAUUACGAGUGUCGUCCUAUCCAAUGCAACUAUUAUAAAAACUUUGGACAUAGAGGGGAGGAUUAUAAGAAAAAGAUCAGUUCUGAGGAGGCCAAAACUAUUGAGAAGCUGAAUCAACAUAAACAGAAGCCAGUAUUGUCUGAGUGGAGAAUAGUGCAAAGAGGAAAAGGCAUAAAUGUUGAUGAGAAACUUGAGACUCCACCACCAAGUAACAAGUCUGUGAUUACUCUGAAGGAGACCAUAGAGAAAUCAAGGUAG
Molecule: messenger RNA, 546 nt
Organism: Oldenlandia corymbosa var. corymbosa
Lineage: Eukaryota; Viridiplantae; Streptophyta; Magnoliopsida; Gentianales; Rubiaceae
Source: the annotation of a GenBank genome assembly